AUGCGUUACUCUACACUCGCGUCUGCCGUCAUUUUGGCGGCGGCAACUGCUCCCGCGCUCGCUCACCCAGUCACCACUCGAGCGACCGAGGACGCCUCCGUGGUUGAGCGUGAGCUCCAAGACGGACUGGUGGAGCGCGGCUACUACGACGAGAUAGUCGAGCGUGAUCUAGAAGCACGCAGGCAGCCCCCUCGUCCUCCUCGUCCCCCUACCCCGCCCCCGCCCCGCCCCAGGCCUUGGGCACCCCCUCGUCCUCCUACUCCUUACUACCCGCGACCCCGAAGCGACUACUACUAUAUGGUUGCGCGUGACCUGGAGGCACGCAGGCAGCCCCCUCGUCCCCCUCGUCCCCCUACCCCUCCCCCGCCCCGGCCCAGGCCUUGGGCGCCCCCUCGUCCUCCUACCCCUUACUACCCGCGACCCCGGAGCGACACUGAGUGGUUUGCCCGGGAGUACGACGUCGACGGCGAGCUGUUCGAGCGCGGCUUCGAGAUAGACGAGCUUGACUAA
This is a messenger RNA of Fomitopsis serialis, 510 nucleotides long. RefSeq lists its product as uncharacterized. The transcript is spliced from 2 exons. NCBI's taxonomy places the organism in Eukaryota, Fungi, Basidiomycota, Agaricomycetes, Polyporales, Fomitopsidaceae. The record is from RefSeq and is a predicted model, not a curated record. The coding region runs from base 1 to 510 and encodes 169 amino acids.